GGACAGCUACCAAUAUGCCCAGCUGAUGACUGACCCUAGUACUUUGCAUCAACCAGUUGUGGAAGUCGAUGAAACUCCCAGCAAAAAUGUCGAUGAAGAUGAAUACGAGAGUGAAAUGAGAAACGAUGAACACGGCCGAGAAUAUCGAGACGUUUUCAUCAAUCUUUCCUCGACAAAAAUAAAUAAUACGUCGGCUCCAAAUGCCCCAGCAAAUGAAACUGAUGAACCCAGAUGGUGGAAUUUAAGGGAAGUCUGUAAUACUUCAGAAACUUUUUACAGCAAAGUUUUGGAAAUGAUUCCGUUUGCUGAUUGUUCGGGAUAUGUGAUGUACUUCUUUAAUGAUAAGAUUUUCCCUGCGAAGUUGAACUUCAUCUCUGGAUCAGGUAUUGCCGGUAUAUACGUCUCGAUGGUUUUUGUUGCUUGGAGAAUAUCCAAGAACAUCACAUCUGGUGGAAUCACCAAAAUCAUCUACGAUGAACUUCCGAACGUCGACAGAGUUUUGCAACUUUGCCUGGACAUAUAUCUGGUUCGUGAAUCUGGUGACUUUACCCUGGAAGAAGACCUUUAUGCUAAAAUCGUCUUUUUGUUCCGAUCUCCUGAGACCCUUAUCAAGUGGUCAAGGCCUGUUGAAGAAGCUGCCGAAGACGAUGAUGAUGAUAGUGUACAUAGACGAAGCCUAUAA
Molecule: messenger RNA, 682 nt
Organism: Ctenocephalides felis (cat flea)
Lineage: Eukaryota; Metazoa; Arthropoda; Insecta; Siphonaptera; Pulicidae
Product: piezo-type mechanosensitive ion channel component-like
Exons: 4
Coding region: 26-682 (218 amino acids)
Biological process (GO): cellular response to mechanical stimulus; regulation of membrane potential; detection of mechanical stimulus
Cellular component (GO): plasma membrane
Molecular function (GO): monoatomic cation channel activity; mechanosensitive monoatomic ion channel activity
Source: RefSeq, a predicted model, not a curated record